AUGAGCGCACUGGCUUUGCCAGAUGAGCCAUGGCCGGCCCCGAAGAAAGCCCCAGAUUGCGAGUUCCUCUGGUUUCCGUGCCUCCACCAAGAUGCCAGACUCCUGAUCUGGGAGGCAGCACUGCGUCCGCAACCCCGGGAGAACUACAACGCGACACAUCGUUUUCGAAUCCAUAUUUGGGAUAGACAUCCAGAGCUUCUGGAGAUGAGUGACAUUGGCCACAAGAGUCCGCCGCUAUUUGGAUCGCCAGCCCUAAUGGGGCUGGACUUCUAUCCCGAUGUGAAGGCGCGCGAAUCCAUGUCGACUUGCCCUGAAGGACUGAAAUCGGUUGUCCAUUGGGACUACGGCCUAUGGAAAGCUUGCCAUGAGUCUAGGUGGGUGAUCAGCCGACGGUUUCGACGGAAAUUCUGGGAAGAAAUGAAGAUCACCAUGUUGCAAGACCGGCAAACAAUACCCGUGGAGAUUCGCGAGCCGUACAGGAUGGAGGCGGCGUGGCAGAAGAAAAGCAUGUUGACGGAAAACGACUACCUUCAAUGCAAAGACAAAUGGUACAAGGACUUCGCGUACACAGCCAACAUAAACGGCAUGUACAACAACAUUGUUGCGACCCACCCGGCGAGCGAUCUCUUCAUCAUGGAGGACGACCGAUGGAUGUUUGAUAUUCAAUACCAUCUCACAGACAGAGAACAAGAAGACUACGCGAUUGAACUCUUUCGAGAAAAUGCCAUCUCCCCAACAAGAGAUGGCUCCCCCGUGAUGGGAAACAUCGGCUUCGUGUACGACUACGCCUUCACGAAUGGCAUCACGCGACACGACAACCCGACGAUGAGGUUAUCAGAAGCAAAGACCAUGUAUAAUCGACGGGGCCUUUUCCUGCUCCUGCUGCACCUCACCGUAACUCGGAUAUUGGGGGGAGUACGACUCUGGCUUAUCGACGAGAAGUUCAGCCCGUGCCGCACAUGCAAGACGAAGCAGGAGGCGGAAGAGGAGGCGAAGCGGUGGAAGAGGGAUCGCAAGGUGUUCUAUCGGUAUGGGCAGGAGGAUCUGGUCGAGGUUGAUAUCAAGCCCAACGUGAUGUUUGUGACGGUCGACAAUAUUAGGUGUAUUCUCGGUUCUGCAUGCGGAUUUCUUGAAUACGUGGGUAAGGAGCCUAUUUCUCGACCUUUCAACCCAGAUCCUAGGGACAGGCCCUUCGACUUUUGGUCCUGUGUUGGUGUUCUAGCGCCGAGGUCGAGGACUACGUAUUGA
Fusarium verticillioides 7600 is the source of this 1248-nucleotide messenger RNA. RefSeq lists its product as hypothetical. The transcript has a single exon. The coding region runs from base 1 to 1248 and encodes 415 amino acids. The record is from RefSeq and is a predicted model, not a curated record. NCBI's taxonomy places the organism in Eukaryota, Fungi, Ascomycota, Sordariomycetes, Hypocreales, Nectriaceae.